UUGCCGCCAAUUUUAUCUAUACUGUCAACUGUUAUGUCAAAUGGACAAUGUGACAAUGACGUUAAUUGCAAAGGAGUAACGACAAUUUAAUAAUAAAAGUUUGAUAAUAUUAAGAAAGCUGCAAUUUAUUAAAUAGGUUAAUUAAAAGAAUAAUGCUAACAUUUCCGACAAAGGCUUUGUUUCGACAAUAAGAUCAUAAUAUUUUUGGAAAAUAAAAACGAUAACACCAAAAAAUAAAUUUGCCUUAAGUAAAGAAAAAUUACUAUUAAAAUUUAUAUUGUGCUAACUUCAAAAAAAUGUCACACGAUCUUAUGAGUCAGUUUUAUGGGUGUUUCAAUUUACCUUUGCAUGAAAGGAUAAUGGAAUUGAGUAGAAUAAUAGAGGUAGCAAGCCCUAACAAGGAUUUACAGACAUUAUUCCCUCAACUUGUUAAUAACAUUUUUGCAUCUUCAUUGAAUAAUGGAUGGGGUUUGAAUUCAGUGACAUAUGAUGGAAACAGGAAUCUAUUUGAAAUGCUUAUAAGUUUCUUGGAACCUCAGGGCCCUAUGUUUCAACUGUGUUACAAAUUACUAUCAGAUCCUCAAUUGAAGUAUAAUCUACCACUAAAUAUAUUACCGCUAGACUUACAAGUGACAUUGGAAAGAGGCCGUUGUCCACAGUUUUAUGCUGAUUUGUUGACUGUAGAUCCUCAAUCAUUGAAAUUAAAUGUUGUUGGUUUGUCACUGAAUCCAUUUGAUUAUUACAUAUUUAACUUUGCUCUAUAUUUAAUAAGUAAUAAUCAAAAUAAAACAUCAUGGGAGAAUUGGAACAGUGUUUACUUUGCGCUAGCAUGUGACUAUCUUACACAUUUCUUGCCAACGGAUCCGAAUGUGCCUGUGUUGCCGCAUAUACCACACUACACAGGCAAGGUGCCAAUGGUGGCCCCACUUCAGACUGCAAAUCGACCUCUAGGCUCACCGUCAUUACUUCUCAUACCAGAUUUAUCAGGUAUUAGUAAUCAGCAUGCCUCCGCUCAGACACAAUCCAGGAAUGAGGUAUGGCGUUCAGAAACUGUCCUACAAGUCUUCAUUGACAUCUGGAUGAGUAUCGAACAAUAUACUAAUGGAAAUAUUGAUAACUUUCAACAAAACUAUCCAGUUCUCACAUCUAGUCCGGAAAGAGUGAGAACAGUUCGUGUCCUUGUGAAGCAUAUUCAUUCAUUUUCAGCUAAAUAUCUAACAGAUUUAGCGACUCGAUCGUCGGCAUUAAGAAAAUACGCCCGACAAAUAAUGUGUGCGAGAGCUUACCAUUAUGUAAAGCAUUUAGUAACAACAUGGCCUUUGGAUGCUUCAUUUAGAUUAGUAAUAGAGUUGUGGUUAAGUUUAAUUCAACCAUGGAGAUAUAUGGAUAAUGCGAUCACUCAGGAAAGAUUUCCGAGAGCACAACCAAUGCAGGAAGAAGGUAACUCGAACACUCUGGAUGCAAGCUAUACACAGUUCAUAGCGGAGAAUUUCCCAACAUAUACAUGCAUUUUUCAAAUGGUUCUGCCAAGAUUUAUGAGACUUGAUCUAACUACAUAUAAGAAUGCUGUAAUGUUGUUCCGAUUAGGAAAGGUCUUUUCUCAACAACAUCUAAUACCAAUUUUAUGGAAUCUAGAAAAGGCCAUGAUGGACAAUACUUCAAGUUUACAACACAGUCCGGACAAUAGUUACAAUAAUAUUUCAACUGAACACAGUUACACAUAUAAUGGCAUUUCCUUGAGUAAAUGGGUUGCAAUUGCCAAGCAAUCAAUAUCAGAACUAAAUGUGGCAGCUAAUUUUGAAUAUUCUGCUAUUUGGUCUGAAAAUAAGAAACCAUAUAUGAUGGAGUUUGUAAAAAAAAUACAUAGUGCAAAAUUAAUCGCCGAGAAGAAUGUCGAAGAAUUCAACAAAAGGAUAAAUCAACAACAACAAGCAUAUUGGGCACAUCGUAAUGUCCGUCGAGAUCCGCUCGCAGUGUUAGUGGUGAAGCCGACUAUACUGCCUCGUUUUUGGGCAACGGUGAAGCACUGGCUGCUUAUAGUAAAUAAAGAUGAAGAUGAACUACUUUUUGAAGAAAUUAAGAAAGUUCCAGAUUAUCUUAAUAAUUGUAUACAUUAUUUUUGUAAUAUUUUUGGGGUAAAUGAUAAUAUGUUACUAUCACUAGAAACCGGUAUAGAAGAAGUUUCUCAAGAGGAUGUAUCUUUUGAUAAUACAACUAAUUUUGCACAAUCUAUAACUAAUAAGUUGAGAAGCAACCCUACGUCAAUCAAUUAUAUGGGAGAUCCAGAUUUAAUGCCGAUCACAAGCUAUGAAAACACCAUAUUAGUGAGAAUGUUUUAUCAAAUCGCAACAAGAUUAAAUGAAAUCUAUGGGGAGCAAUUUAAUGCAUACUGGAAUCGGGACGACUUGUGCGGGUACGUGUCGCGCGAGGUGCUGCAGCGGCCGUGCAGCGUGCAGUCGUACGUGCGGAGCGCGGAGGGUGCGGGCUGCAGCGGCCGCAGCCGCCUGCUGCGCCGCGACCUGCCCGCGCGCCUCUCCCUGCGCCGCCUCGCCUCGCACGCCUGCUGCCUCUGGCUCGCCGCCGGAUACGCGCUCUUCCUCUUCUUCUCCAACAGUCUCAUCUUAUACGUCAUCUUCAUAUUUAUAAUGUGGACUGUUUAUAUAUUAAUGAAAGCAUCUUUGAAAAUGAUAAAAAUUAUCAAAGAUGAGUAAAAAUUGUGUUUUUAUUGGGUUUUUU
Papilio polytes (common Mormon) is the source of this 2736-nucleotide messenger RNA. RefSeq names its product sphingomyelin phosphodiesterase 4. The record is from RefSeq and is a predicted model, not a curated record. The transcript is spliced from 14 exons. The coding region runs from base 297 to 2711 and encodes 804 amino acids. Lineage: Eukaryota; Metazoa; Arthropoda; Insecta; Lepidoptera; Papilionidae. Gene Ontology annotation, biological process: glycerophospholipid catabolic process; sphingomyelin catabolic process; ceramide biosynthetic process. Gene Ontology annotation, molecular function: sphingomyelin phosphodiesterase D activity.